Messenger RNA from Cylicostephanus goldi, 936 nucleotides. The record is from the annotation of a GenBank genome assembly. NCBI's taxonomy places the organism in Eukaryota, Metazoa, Nematoda, Chromadorea, Rhabditida, Strongylidae.
CUUCGUUCAGCGAGGUUAGCCGAACCAGAAAUCGUGACUCUGGCCGAGUCGAUUCGUCGGCGAAAGAAGGAGAGGCUUGCUUGCACAUUCAUAAAGACGGAACAAACCUGUGGAAGUGAAUGUGCCAAGGAGGAAGGAGCUGAUCGACGGGCAGAGGAGAUAAAGAGAGAGUGUGAAAGCCAACCGCGGCUACCCAAGCUAAUAAUCAAAUUGCCUCGCCGAUCAUCUGAAAGCUACUAUGAAUCAAAGAAAAAGAAGAAGAAAAAACGAAAGAAGAAGGAUUACGAUAGUGAUUGGGAAGGAAGCGAUCGUUCAAGACGGAAAAAGCGUAUGAAACGAGAGAAGGGAAGCAGCUCUGGGUAUGAAGUACGAAUAGUGGAAAGAGAUAAUGAUGAGGAGGGUAAAACGCCAAGAAUAGAGGAAGAACGAAUAGAUGUGAGCAUGUUUUCGAAGAAGAGGAGGUUGAUGAUGCAGUGGCAAGAAGGUCAGGAAAGUCAAAAUCGAGAAAACGGAGAGCAUAAAACCAACGUCAAAUCGCACUCCUAUCGCCUAAGAAACGAUUUCAACACAGAAGCGGUAAAAGCUCGCCUGUCGAAAUUUGGACCAGCUGACGGCCAUCUUCCGAAAGGAACGUUUGUUGUCUGCAAAGCAGAUCUAUUCCGGGAUGACUGUGCGUUAUGGAGGGUCGACAAUCAGAACAUGAUACAAAAGUAUCCACCUAGGAUUGACCCUGCCACAAAAGACAUAUGUUAUAAGAACAGCAGCACGUACUCUGGAUGGUGUGACCAAGUCGCUUUUGGAUACUACCGUGUCGCUAUAAAACAUAUCAAGCAGACACGAUCGGAAGCGAUAAUACAGCCCGAAAUUCCCAUUUCUGAUCUCUUUCCUGCGAUGACCUCAGAAUGCAAUGACACAAAUGGUUUUGUGAAAGGAGAA